Colletotrichum abscissum is the source of this 1008-nucleotide messenger RNA. Its product is annotated as beta-lactamase. NCBI's taxonomy places the organism in Eukaryota, Fungi, Ascomycota, Sordariomycetes, Glomerellales, Glomerellaceae. The record is from RefSeq and is a predicted model, not a curated record. The transcript has 2 exons. Bases 1 to 1008 code for a protein of 335 amino acids.
AUGAAGAUUUUGCUUCUGAGCUUCUCCGGCCUUGUCAGCGCCUGCGGGCUUUCCCGACGAGACUCCCUCGUUUCCUUUCCGCCUCUAGGUAUCGUUGGAAGAGCCAGAGGAGGAGAUCCGUUACAGAGUCUCCGCAUUCUGAAUCCCUAUCCGGGCAUAUUUGCUUAUUAUGAUGGGCGUACUGGAGAGCGUUUCGCUUCCGACCAGCCCAAUUGGCUCGAUGAUGGCGCGUUCACGCUGGGAGUAUCGUCAUAUUCCAUCAUCGACGGCAACGAGGCCAUCAUAUACGACUCUCACAUUACUCCCGACCAUGCAGGUGCUGUAAUGCGUCAUGUUCAGAGCCAAGGUGUCACCAAGAUGUCGGUGGUGAUCAGUCACUUUCACAAUGAUCACAUUGCUGGCACUGAAGUUUUCUCCAAAGGGGGAGCCACAAUUGUCGGACAUGAAAUCACGGCCCGGACAGUGAAGAGGAAUACGCAGGACCUUGCUUCUGAUAGCCCAGCCAUUGUUGCUGUGCCCCCUACGGAGCUCUACACUGGGAAGAAGGAGAUGAAGGUGGGCAACCUCUCUGUUGAGUUGCACAAUUUCCAAAUUCACACUCCUGAUGGAACUAUUCUUUACAUCCCUUCGAAGCAGCUGAUCUUCGCCGGUGAUACUGUGGAGGAUACGGCGACCUUCAUCGCUGAUGCCAAGAGCUUGCCGAUGCAUCAGAUGGAGCUUCAACGAAUGGCGACUUUCCCUAUCUCGAAGAUCCUGCCUGCACAUGGAGAGCCAAACAGGAUUGCCAUAGGUGGCUACAACUCAACUUUCAUCAAUGCAACACUUCGGUACAUUGCUGCGAUGACAGAGGAUGUGCCGGAGCCAGCAGCUUGGAACCAACCUUUGUCUCAGGUUGUUGAUGCAGACGUCAAAGGCGGGGACUUGAUAUACUUCGCGCAAUACGAGGAAGUGCAUCAGAGUAACGCAGAUACCAUUCGGAGAAGCCGCGGGAGGGGCAAAAAUAACUGA